Messenger RNA from Cryptococcus deneoformans JEC21, 5738 nucleotides. RefSeq names its product phospholipid-translocating ATPase, putative. The transcript is spliced from 13 exons. Gene Ontology annotation, biological process: phospholipid translocation. Gene Ontology annotation, cellular component: plasma membrane. Bases 322 to 5577 code for a protein of 1751 amino acids. The record is from RefSeq and is a predicted model, not a curated record. Gene Ontology annotation, molecular function: ATPase-coupled intramembrane lipid carrier activity; ATP binding; magnesium ion binding. Lineage: Eukaryota; Fungi; Basidiomycota; Tremellomycetes; Tremellales; Cryptococcaceae.
CGCGUCGGUUUUGACGGACAGUUUACAGCGGUCUCCUUUCAUCGUUUCUUUCCUUUCGAUAACUCGUUCUUGGGCUUUUUCCUGAAACAUUCAAAAGCGGAAUGCUGGGGCAAUAAUCACGCACAGGGUGAAGCUCCCAUAGGCCGAACAAGCUUCUCUGGGCGAAAUAAGCAUUAACCACGCAACAAAGCUGCCCCUGUCUGCACGUGGAGAACAGAAAGGGAGACGGAUCGCGUCUCUGCAAGGCGCUACUAUCACACAUACUAUCAUUGAUCAGAUCAGAAUUCCCUUAUCAAGUCACGGCAAUUUUUUACAUCCGUCAUGACUUCCUCCUCCACUUAUCAAUCUCACGGCCAGCCGUCAACUUCCACAACACACCUUUCUGCUCGUCUUUCCUCCCGCUCCUCUUUUGAACAUCAAGGUACAGAUGAUGAGAGCCUUGAUGUCUUCGAUCCAAUGUCCAUUGAUCCCGAUUUACGCUUAAGAACUGUCAAGACAGCGCACUCGGUUCUCGCGGAGUCAAUCCGCUCGGAAGCCCUCGCUGAAAAAAGGGAGAAGCGGAGACGGCUAUUCAGGUCCAUGAAGAGGAAAGCAUCUGAUAUAGGGAAAGGCACGCUGAAGCGCAAGGGGCCUGCUGGUGAUAACGGAAAGCCGGACUCUGGGAAAACAGAGGCGGGCAAUACAGAUGCUAUAUCAACUGCAGGAUCUUUGACAUCUCAGCCUCCACCGAUUACUCCCCCUGAACACCAACACCAAUCCGGAAAGACAAAAGGCAAGGCAAAAAAUCGAAAAGCGGAACUUCCCCGGCGAACUGUCUACGUUAACAUUCCUCUUCCGUCAUCCCUUCGCAACUCCCAAGGCGAGCCUGUAGUCAGAUAUGUCCGAAACAAGGUUCGAACAUCCAAAUAUUCCUUGAUAACGUUCAUUCCCAAGAAUCUUCUGGAACAGUUUCGUCGUGUCGCCAACAUUUAUUUCCUAUUUCUCGUGAUCCUCCAAUUAUUUUCAAUAUUUGGAGCACCCAACGCGCAGAUUGGGAUGCUACCUCUUUUGGCGAUUUUAGGCAUGACGGCUAUUAAGGAUGCCUUCGAGGACUGGAGAAGAGCGAAAUUGGAUAAUGAGGUGAACAAUUCUGCAACAACAAAAUUGGGGGCUUGGAAAAAUGUGAAUCAGCCAAAGGAUCCCAGAAAUUUCGUGGAGAAACUAUUUGGGCUGGGACCUAACCCGAACAAGACAUCAAAAGGCGUCCAAAAGCUCCGAGCACGUGAGGCAAAUCAAGGUAACCAAAUGGUGCUCGAUUCCCGUAGGGCGGAGGAGCAAGACCCACUUGAAGACUUGGCCGUUAGCGACAAAGAAUCCUAUCCUCUUGGUCCUAUGUCUCGUGCGGAGUUUUCCACAGUCUCGGCGGUAGAUUCAACCUCUGAUUCUUUAGCUCUCGAAGGGUAUCGCCGGUCAUUCUCGGCCGGGAUAUCUAGGUCAAGUCUACCUAGCAUGAUGUCUAGGAAAAGCGUCGGUGUCGUGGACUGGAGCAGGUCUGUACCAGGAGCUGCGCAAUGGGAGAGGACCCUCUGGAAAAAGCUUGAAGUGGGCGAUUUUGUUCUUCUGCGCGACAAUGAACAAGUUCCGGCGGAUGUCAUUGUUUUAUCCACUUCCAAUGCGGACGCCCUUUGCUUUGUUGAGACCAAGAACCUUGAUGGAGAGACGAACCUCAAAAUUAGACGUUCUCUAAAAGCUACUUCAGCCAUCACUUCAGAAGAAGAUCUUGAGCACGCGCAUUUCGUGGUGGAUUCUGAGGCGCCCCAUGCCAAUCUUUAUUCUUACAACGGUGUGUUGAGAUACACUCCCACAGACCAGUACGGGAAGCAGAUGGAAGAAAAGCAAGAAGCAAUCACCAUCAACGAGUUAUUACUGAGGGGCUGUACGCUAAGGAACACAAAAUGGGUGAUCGGGAUGGUGAUUUUCACAGGAUCAGAUACGAAAAUCAUGCUUAACGGCGGAGAGACACCAUCCAAGCGAAGUAAGAUUGAAAAGGAAACCAUUUUAUGCCUCAUUACGGCCAUCCUUCAUGGUUGGUAUCGCUCUCUGUCCGGUACCAGUGCCGACUGGUAUGAACCCGACGCUGAGGCCAGUGACAAUAUAUACGUUGACUCUGUCAUAAUCUUUUUUUCUUGCCUGUUGAUCUUUCAGAACAUCGUUCCUAUAUCUUUAUAUAUCACUGUAGAGAUUGUUAAAACAAUUCAGGCAUAUUUCAUUUUUCAAGACGUUGAAAUGUAUUACGAACCUUACGACACCCCUUGCGUGCCGAAGACCUGGGAUAUCUCGGAUGACCUGGGUCAAAUUGAAUACAUUUUUUCCGAUAAGACUGGCACGCUCACACAGAACAUCAUGGAGUUCAAGAAAUGUUCCAUCCACGGCGUGCCUUUCGGAGAAGGUAUGACAGAGGCGAUGAUGGGUGCCAAAAAACGGGAUGGGCAAGACAUCAGCACAGCAAUGGAAGAUCAGGAAGACGAGCUCCAAGUUCUCAAAGAGAAAAUGCUGGAACUUAUGACCGGUGUCAUGGACAAUCGGUAUUUACGUCAAGACAAACUAACACUCAUCGCCCCUGAUCUCGUUCAACAUCUUACCACUCCUUCCGAUCCUCUACGCUCCCCCAUAAUUGACUUUUUUCGGGCUCUCGCUGUCUGUCACUCUGUCCUCGCUGACACUCCUGAUCAGUCCAAACCCUUCGAGCUUGAGUACAAGGCCGAAAGCCCUGAUGAAGCAGCUUUAGUAGCUGCGGCUCGAGAUAUAGGAUUCCCAUUUGUUUCGAAGAACAGUCAUUUCCUCGAAAUAGUAGUUCUGGGUAAGCCAGAGAAAUGGAUUCCUCUCCGCAUGCUCGAAUUCAGUUCCAGUCGGAAGAGAAUGAGUGUCGUCGCUCGAGACCCAAAUGGGAAGAUAGUUUUGUUCUGCAAAGGUGCAGACAGUGUCAUCUACAAUAGGCUGAGUGUCAAUCAUGAUCAAGAAUUAAAAGACGCAACCCUCAAGGAUCUCGAAACCUUUGCGAACGGUGGUCUCCGGACGCUUUGUAUCGCCUAUCGGAAUUUAUCGGAAGAGGAAUUCAGUGAUUGGUCAAAAAAAUAUGACGCUGCAAGUGCAGCGACUGUUGACCGAGAAGGAGAGAUUGAGAAAGCUUGUGACCUGGUGGAGCAUUCACUCACUAUCCUUGGGGCGACGGCUCUCGAAGACAAGCUCCAAGAAGGAGUGCCUGAUGCCAUUGCGACGCUGCAUCGUGCCGGUAUCAAACUAUGGAUCCUGACAGGUGAUAAGCUUCAGACAGCUAUUGAAAUCGGCUACAGCUGUAAUCUUCUUACAAACGAUAUGGAAGUCAUGAUAAUUUCGGCCGACUCUGAGGAUGGCGCCCGCCAACAAAUUGAAGCUGGUCUUAAUAAGAUUGCUUCCGUGGUUGGUCCACCUCCUACAACUUCGGGCGGAAGGAUUAUGACUGCUGGGAUGAACCCCGCAGUUAAGUUCGCAGUUGUCAUCGAUGGAGAAAGCUUACGAUAUGCGUUGGAACCUUCGCUGAAAAGUUUGUUCUUAUCUUUGGGGACGCAAUGCGCGGCCGUCAUCUGCUGUCGCGUUUCUCCCUCGCAGAAAGCGUCGACAGUCCGUUUGGUCAAAGAAGGUUGUAAUGCUAUGACCCUUGCAAUCGGAGACGGGGCCAACGAUGUUGCGAUGAUUCAAGAAGCUAAUAUUGGAGUCGGGCUUUACGGUCUUGAAGGCUCGCAAGCAGCGAUGUCGGCAGAUUAUGCGUUUGGGCAGUUUAGAUUUUUGACCAGAUUGCUAUUGGUUCAUGGAAGAUGGAGUUAUGUGCGAGUGGCCGAUAUGCACGCAAACUUCUUCUAUAAGAAUAUUAUAUUCACUGUCUCGAUGUUUUGGUUUUUCAUCUUCAGCAGUUUCGAUGCCACGUACUUGUUUGAGUACACUCUUCUACUCAUGUAUAACCUCUUUUUCACCUCCCUUCCCGUCGGUUUCCUCGGGGCUUUCGAUCAAGACGUCAAUCCUACCGCUGCCAUGGUUUUUCCACAGCUUUACAAGCGUGGUAUUGCUAGUCUUGAAUAUACCCGUACUCGUUUUUGGCUUUACAUGUUUGACGGCUUGUAUCAAUCAGCAGUCAUAUUUUUCAUCCCUUAUUUCGCUUAUGGAACGGGCGAAAGCUGGUCAAGUCAAGGAAGAGAUACCAAUUCUCUGUGGGAUAUCGGUACCACGGUGGCUUGCGCUGGCGUAUUGUCGGCCAACGGCUACGUCAGCAUCAAUAUUCGCUACUGGACAGUCAUGACUUGGAUAAUCAAUGUAGCAUCGACUUUGCUCAUAUACAUUUAUAUUCCGAUCUACUCAGCUGUCACAGCACUACCUUACGCAGGAGAAGUCGGCGUCAUAUACCCCACAUUCAGCUUCUGGGCAGUUAUCUUGAUUGCCACAAUCAUUGCUAUCGGUCCGCGAUGGCUCGUCCGUUCCUUUAAGCAGUCCUACUUCCCGCAGGAUAAAGACAUUAUUCGCGAAGCGUGGGUCACUGGCCAACUCAAGCGAGAUUUGGGAAUCAAGAGCCGGAAGCAAAAAAGAAGACAAAACAAAGAGAAAGCGGAUGCGGCCAGGUGUGAAGAGAACGAACAAGAACUAGAGGACGUGCCUGGAUUGGAGCUAGUGACAGGGAAGGAUCUUGUGCAGCAAUUUCAAAAAGGCAACAUGGAAGGGGAUGCCUUCAGAGGAUUGUACGAGCCCGCAGCCACGUAUAGCCCUCGGAAGGAAGCAGUUCGUUCACCUCUUAUGUCUGAAGAGAGUAGCCCUCGAAAUAUGCGCGCAUAUCAUCCGGCCUACACAAACUACAGCACCAACGACAUUUCUUCAAUCCGCCAAAUUCAAACAAGCAUCCCUCCUCCAUUUACCGCUCGCACGUCUUUUAACUCUGCUGAGCAACCAUCGCCUCUCGGACAAAGCAUUGCAAGCAGUGAUCAUAGUUUCCAAAAUCCUUUACGCACGUAUGACUGCCAUCCUUCCCCUUCCUCCAUUCAUCAAGUAGAGGCCGAGAUCAGCCGAGAAGUUGGCCGACUUAAGCGAACCUCGAAGGACAUUCAACGCGCGUCCUCGUUGUACGAUAAAGAAGAAGAGUCGGUGAGGAUGUCUCGGGCUUCUUUGUUCUCCCAGAAGGGUUUUGAAGCGCUUCCACAGAGCGGUGACUCAAGGGGAAGCAUUUCAAAUCUAUCGAGAAAACAGAGCAUCAGCGUUUUGGGAGGGAGUGUGCCUGCAUCGUGGAAAGAUAGCAGCCCUCUCUCCAACGUGGACGAACUUGGCAGGGGAAACUUAUCAUCAAUGAGAGGGGCGCUUGAUGUGACUGCUAAACAUAGUGAAUUGUUUGAAAACCGGGUUGAAAAUCAAAGUUGGAGGCCUUCCGAUGACCAUUUGCUUUAUGCCCGAGAACGGUCCUCUUCUGCUGUUCAACAGACAAAGAACAUAUUUGACUUUACCGACGCUUCAUCAAGUCAGUGGGGUGCGGAGGCCAGUAAGAAGGAUAAUGAAUGGGAAGGUGCAGGAUAUGCCAUAUAACGUGGAAAAGGACAAUUCAAGGAGCUCGUGUCAGGGGAUUGAGUUGUUAGGUUGUCUGACGCACCUCAUACCCAUGAACAUGAUAGAUUAGAUGAUUAGACUUUUACCUAGAUUCUUCAUUGCAUUUUUGGGUGUAAGAUAUGCAUUUUUGUCACUUUCUC